AUUACCCCAAAGUGUCACCAAUAUCCCCGCUUCGAUUAAUUGCGUGCUCAAGACCCUGGAAUUCAAUAACCAUCCGACAUCCGCGACCAUAUUAAUAUUAUCUCCCCUCCCACAUUUUAAACACUGCCAUCGAAAUAAUUCAACGCCGUAGUGGUCGCUUGCGCUGAUAUCACCAACAUCUUCGCUUAUCGCGACUCGGGCCGAGACGCGCACAGUUGCGCGCAUCCGGGGAAACUGAUUUCGCACUGAAGAUAAGAGAUGGCACCAGCUAUGUCGACUUUAUCGGACGAGGGAUCGCUUUCGCGAGAGCGACAGCAUGGACAAGACGAGAACGAUGUGGUGGUACCUUCGAGUCCGCUCCUAGAGUCGAGAUCAAGAUCACCAGCUGGGUUGAGGGCGAAACUGGGCUUGGGCGGUGUUGCGAGAAGAACCCUUGGCUUUGCGCUGUUAUUACUUACGGUGUUCCUAUGGACAUUAUACAAUUUCAUCGCCAGUUACAUGUUCUCCGAUCAAACAUACAACAAGCCUUUCUUUAUCGUUUACCUCAAUACCUCGAUAUUCGCCAUCUCAUUAAUACCCAAAUUCUUCAAAUACCUACGGAAACACGGAGUCAGUGGAAUGCGACAUGAUGCGACACAAUUAUGGUCCGACUACAAGCAUGGCAGAAUAAAUACGAAGUCACUCUAUCAAUCCGAAGACGAACAGGCAACCGAGCGCUUGAUAUCGCAAGGAUAUGGAAGCACGGAAACCGCAGCCUCUGAGGAGAAGCUGACAUUUAAGGAGACGGCUGUUUUGAGCUUCGAGUUCUGCAUGCUUUGGUUCUCAGCGAACUACUUUGCGUCCGCUUGUCUCGAAUACACAAGCGUCGCGAGCGUUACGAUCUUGACAUCCACGAGCAGUGUAUGGACUCUUAUCUUUUGCUCCCUAUUCGGAAUCGAGCGGUUCUCGACAGCCAAGAUCUUAGGUGUAGGAGCUUCUCUAGCAGGAGUAAUUCUUAUCUCGACUGUCGAUCUGUCCGGCAAAAGCGAUGAGGAUAGAGGGUCGUUCCCGCACAAGUCACCUACGCAAAUUGCGGUUGGAGACUCAAUGGCGCUUCUGAGUGCCGUUAUCUAUGGUCUUUACGUGACGGUGAUGAAGCGCAAGGUUCCAAAUGAGGACAAGGUCGAUAUGCAGCUGUUCUUUGGGCUUGUUGGUGUUUUCAACGUGGUUCUACUUUGGCCUAUCUUCUUUGUCUUGCAUUGGACGGGCGUGACCAGUUUGAAUUACCACCCAGUAGUACACUUUGGGGUAUCAUCAUUGUAAGUCUUUUUGGUUACGCCGAAAUACCAGCAAACUAACACAUGACCAGUUCAAUGCGGUGUCUUCCUUCAU
Messenger RNA from Fusarium redolens, 1371 nucleotides. RefSeq lists its product as uncharacterized. The transcript is spliced from 3 exons. The record is from RefSeq and is a predicted model, not a curated record. Lineage: Eukaryota; Fungi; Ascomycota; Sordariomycetes; Hypocreales; Nectriaceae. The coding region runs from base 259 to 1302 and encodes 347 amino acids. Gene Ontology annotation, biological process: transmembrane transport; regulation of peptide transport. Gene Ontology annotation, cellular component: membrane. Gene Ontology annotation, molecular function: transmembrane transporter activity.